AUGUCUGUUUACAUCUUCGUGGAACUGCAAUCGAUCAGCAGUUUGCCGGAUAUAAUGAACUGUUUGCUCGAAAGAAGUAUUAAAUUCACCGUAUCGAAGGAUCGUAGCACACUUUGCGAUCGAUGCAGUGCAAGAGAUGAAAUUGUACAACAAUCCGCUACUAACUAUCUUCAAUCGUUACCUCAUAUCUCAUCACCAUCAUCCGCAUCAAUCGAACUUAUCGACGCGUAUCCACGAUCUGAAAGUGUGGACAGUGAGCCGAGUGAUAACGUGAAAGUGGAAGGAUCGUCACCAUUAUUUCCUGACACAACUCCUCUAAAGGAUGAAAUGGAGGAAGUGGAUCUGGUCGCUUGCGGUUCGGAACUGCUGCAGCAGGUGUCCGCAAAUUUCUCCUCCUAUCAGGAAAAGCUCAAAACGAGCUUUACUGAUUCAGAAUCUGCACUAAUACGAGAGAAAGGAGCUGGAAGUGCUCCAAAACAAUGUCAGCUUUGUGGACACUGGAUUACGGCGAAAAAUGUACGAGCUCAUGUCGCAACUCAUCUCACCAUUAGAAGGCUUCGAUGCACUCUUUGUGGACAAGGAUUUGACCGAAUGAACCGUGCCUCUAUACAUAUCGAUAAAUGUCAUUCCGGUGAUCCAAUGGCGAAGGUCGAAUCGGCCAUGAACGCUGAGCAACGAAAAGAAAUUGAAAUGCUGGCGAGGAAAUGCUUUCCGCGCAAAAAUCGUUCUUCCACAUCAGAUGAAGUAACCUAG
Messenger RNA from Necator americanus (New World hookworm), 753 nucleotides. RefSeq lists its product as uncharacterized. Lineage: Eukaryota; Metazoa; Nematoda; Chromadorea; Rhabditida; Ancylostomatidae. The record is from RefSeq and is a predicted model, not a curated record. The transcript has 6 exons. The coding region runs from base 1 to 753 and encodes 250 amino acids.